CCAAACUCAAUUAUCAGCAUCUGUAUCAGAUCUGCAUGGAGUCCCCUAUAAAUAUAUGAUCAUAGCAGCAAUAUACUUCAUACUUGAAGAAAAAGCUAUAGCUAGUCCACAAGUGCAGAAAGUUAAUCAUGCCUGUCCAAGCUACUCCAGCAGCUGAAUCCCAGAUCAUCUCUAAGCCGGAAGUUGUUCGGCGCACAGCAAAUUUUAAACCUAGCGUUUGGGGAGAUCGGUUUGCUAACUAUGCCGAAGACAUUAUAACUCAAACUCAAAUGCAAGAACAAGUUGAGGAGCUGAAACAAGUAGUGAGGAAGGAAGUAUUCACUAAUGCUGCUGAUGAUUCUUCACAUCAACUGAAGCUAAUUGAUGAAAUCCAGCGCCUCGGUGUGGCUUACCAUUUCGAAAGCGAAAUAGAUCAAGCCCUGGAACGUAUACAUGAGACAUAUCAAGAUAUUCAUGAUGGUGGUGAUCUGUACAAUGUUGCUCUUCGUUUUCGGCUACUCAGGCGACAUGGAUAUAAUGUUUCCUGCGAUGUAUUCAACAAGUUCAAAGAUACUAAUGGUGACUACAAGAAAAGCUUGGUCACUGAUCUUUCUGGUAUGCUGAGCUUUUAUGAGGCGGCCCAUCUGAGGGUGCAUGGAGAAAAAUUACUUGAAGAGGCUCUGGUUUUUACCACCACUCAUCUCCAGUCAGCAAGUGCAAAAAGCUCUUUGCUGAAAACACAAAUAACUGAAGCCGUAGAGAGACCUCUACUAAAAACUAUGGAGAGGUUAGGUGCUCGGCGUUACAUGUCAAUAUAUCAAGAUGAAGCUUCAUACAGUGAAAAUUUACUGAAACUUGCAAAAUUAGAUUUUAAUGUUGUUCAGUGUUUACACAAAAAGGAACUCAGUGACAUUCUAAGAUGGUACAAGGAACUGGACUUUGCAAGGAGGAUGCCUUUUGCUCGAGAUAGGAUCGUGGAGUUGUUCUUUUGGAUAGCAGGAAUAUAUUUCGAACCUGAAUACGUCUUUGGGAGACACAUUCUGACUAAACUGAUUGAGAUAACAACAGUAAUGGAUGAUAUGUAUGAUGCAUUCGGUACAUUCGAAGAACUCGUCAUCUUGACUGAAGCAAUUGACAGGUGGGAUGCAAGUUGCAUGGAUCAACUGCCAGACUAUAUGCAACCAUUUUAUAUAACACUUCUGGAUGUUAUCGAUGAAGUUGAAGAGGAGCUGACAAAGCAAGGAAGAUCUUACCGAAUUCACUACGCAAAAGAAAUUAUGAAGAAUCAAGCCAGGCUCUACUUCGCUGAGGCCAGAUGGUUCCACGAAGGAUGCACCCCAAAAAUGGAUGGGUAUAUGCGAGUUGCGGCAUCUUCUGUCGGUAACACCAUGCUUUCCGUCGUGUCUUUAGUAGGCAUGGGAGACAUUAUAACAAAAUUUGAAUUCGAGUGGCUGACCAAUGAGCCUAAAAUCCUUAGAGCUUCGAAUACCAUAUUUAGGCUUAUGGAUGACAUUGCUGGGUACAAGUUUGAGAAAGAGAGAGGGCAUGUUGCUUCUAGUAUUGAUUGCUACAUGAAUGAAUACGGGGUUUCAGAGCAAGAGACAAUUGAUAUCUUCAACAAACGAAUUGUGGAUUCGUGGAAGGAUAUAAACGAAGAGUUUCUGAGACCCACUGCUGCUCCAGUCCCUGUGCUUAAUCGUGUUCUUAACCUAACCCGAGUGGUUGAUCUGCUUUACAAAAGGGGAGAUGCCUUCACGCAUGUCGGAAAACUGAUGAAAGAUUGUAUUGCUGCAAUGUUUAUUGAUCCAGUGCCACUCUGAACUCAUCGGAUCAGUCAUCACAUUCAGUCUCCUGAUGCUAGCGUUUGCUUUUUAUUUGAAUGUAUUCUUGAAUAAGACGAUGCACCUCGAUCAAUUUGUGCUUCAGUGUUUCACGUACUGAUGAGUCCUAUCCUUUCUAGAAGAGGAACAUCAAUGUUGGUUUGCUAAUAAAGCUUUAUUGUUUGAAUGUCGGGUUGAUAAUUCUUAACUAAUUAUGUUGUCUA
This is a messenger RNA of Fragaria vesca subsp. vesca, 2023 nucleotides long. RefSeq names its product (-)-alpha-pinene synthase-like. NCBI's taxonomy places the organism in Eukaryota, Viridiplantae, Streptophyta, Magnoliopsida, Rosales, Rosaceae. The transcript is spliced from 7 exons. Gene Ontology annotation, biological process: diterpenoid biosynthetic process. Gene Ontology annotation, molecular function: magnesium ion binding; terpene synthase activity. The record is from RefSeq and is a predicted model, not a curated record. Bases 129 to 1799 code for a protein of 556 amino acids.